This is a messenger RNA of Purpureocillium takamizusanense, 2569 nucleotides long. Its product is annotated as anthranilate synthase / indole-3-glycerol phosphate synthase. Gene Ontology annotation, cellular component: cytosol. Gene Ontology annotation, biological process: L-tryptophan biosynthetic process. The transcript has 2 exons. NCBI's taxonomy places the organism in Eukaryota, Fungi, Ascomycota, Sordariomycetes, Hypocreales, Ophiocordycipitaceae. The record is from RefSeq and is a predicted model, not a curated record. Gene Ontology annotation, molecular function: indole-3-glycerol-phosphate synthase activity; phosphoribosylanthranilate isomerase activity; anthranilate synthase activity. Bases 217 to 2502 code for a protein of 761 amino acids.
GCCUCAUGUCCAUCAACUUUGAAUAAACCGCUUACGUACUGACCGGCUCGAGAGGCCCCUCGACAUAAAGCUGUCGACCUCCCAACAUCACGCCCAGAAGCAGUUCCUCGCUUUGUUGGCUCUCGGGUCGUGCUGCUGAAUCCUGCCCUGCAGUCUCACGCUCAAAGCUCACCGACCGAGUCCAUAUCCACUUCGUCACCUCGCCCGUCUUUCACGAUGCCGUCCCUAGAUAUCAUCGAUCACUCACCCCACCAACCAGAUCCGUCGCCUCCGAUCCCGACGGCCUCCAAUCUUGUCCUGAUUGACAACUACGAUUCCUUCACCUGGAACAUUUACCAGUAUCUCGUGCUUGAGGGCGCCACCGUGCACGUCUUCCGAAAUGACCAGAUCAGCGUCGAAGAGCUCAUCCACAAGAAUCCCACUCAGCUCAUCAUAAGCCCUGGCCCUGGACACCCCACCACCGAUUCCGGCAUCAGUAGGGAUGCCAUACGGCACUUCGCUGGCAAGAUCCCCAUAUUUGGUGUCUGCAUGGGCUUGCAGUGCAUGUUCGACGUCUACGGAGGCGACGUAAACUCUGCGGGCGAGUGGCUGCAUGGCAAGACGUCGCCCUUGACUCACGACUCCAAAGGAGUGUUUGCCGGUCUGGACCAGGGCCUUCCUGUGACCAGAUAUCACUCCCUAGCCGGAACUCACGUCACGCUGCCAGAAUGUCUCGAGGUCACGUCCUGGGUGGCGAACCCCGAUGGCUCGCCGGGAAUCAUCCAAGGCAUCCGUCACAAGGAGUACGCCAUGGAAGGCGUUCAGUUUCACCCCGAGAGCAUCCUCACCGCCCAUGGCCGCAAGAUGAUCCGGAACUUCUUGCACAUGCAGGGCGGGACCUGGGAAGAGAAUAGUUUGCUACAAAAGGCUUCUGUUGAGAUUGCCUCCACCGCGACGCAGGACAAGCCCAAGAGCAACAAUAUUCUGCAGAGAAUCUACGCAAGCCGUAAGGCUGCUAUCGCCAUCCAAAAGGAGAUUCCCUCACAGAGGAUGGCCGAUUUGCAAGCCGCCUACGACCUAAACGCCGCACCUCCGCUCAUUCCCUUUGUCAACCGACUGCGACAAACCCCGUUUGAUGUGGCUCUCAUGGCUGAGAUCAAGCGUGGGUCACCAUCGAAGGGUAUCUUCGCACUUGAAAUCAACGCUCCUACGCAGGCUCGGAAAUACGCUCUGGCUGGUGCGAGUGUCAUAUCUGUUCUCACGGAACCGGAGUGGUUCAAGGGAAGCAUCGAAGAUCUGAGGGCAGUUCGUCAAGUCCUCGAUGGCAUGCCAAACAGGCCCGCCAUCCUGCGCAAGGAGUUCAUUUUCGAUGAAUAUCAGAUACUAGAGGCCAGAUUGGCUGGCGCUGACACGGUGCUCCUGAUUGUCAAGAUGCUCGACCAGGCUCUCCUGGAGCGUCUGUACAAGUACUCUCUUAGCCUGGGAAUGGAGCCUUUGGUGGAAGUUCAGAACGUCGAGGAGAUGACGACUGCGGUACAACUGGGUUCGAAGGUCAUUGGCGUGAACAACCGCAACCUGGAGAGCUUUGAGGUCGACUUGAACACGACAGGGCGAUUGAGGAGCAUGGUCCCAGAGAACACGCUGAUCUGUGCGCUCAGUGGCAUCAACACUUACCAAGACGUUCUCAUGAACAAGAGGGAUGGCGUCAACGCCGUUCUCGUGGGAGAGGCGAUCAUGCGCGCACCCGACGCCAGUGUGUUUAUCAGCGAGCUAUGCUCUGGGUCCAAGCCACCGGUUGAGAAGCAGGCCACAACCCAGCUUCGCGUCAAGAUUUGCGGGACGCGCAGUGUCGAGGGCGCACAACAAGCGAUGAGCGACAAGGCAGACUUUGUGGGUAUUUGCCUGGUGCCUAGUGCCAAGAGGUGUAUCUCCCACGAGACAGCGAUGGCGAUAUCGAAGGCAAUUCACUCUGCGCCAGAGUCGCUGCAGCCCCAGGGCGACCAGCAGGUCUCUGCCGCUGGUGCCACCGAUUACUUUGCCGCUGCCGGCGCGAGACUGGAUGGGUCACGAACUCGUCUGGUUGGGAUCUUCCAAAACCAACCAUUGAGCGAGGUCCUCGAGAAACAGCGUCUGUAUAACCUCGACCUCGUCCAGCUCCAUGGCGAUGAGCCGAUAGAGUGGGCCAAGCUCAUACCGGUACCCGUCAUUCGCUGUUUCAAGCCCGGCCAGGUAGGUCUGGGACUCAGAGGCUACCACACGGUGCCGCUCCUCGACUCUGGCGCGGGCUCAGGAAAGUUGCUGGACGUGUCCAGUGUAAAGGCUGCCCUGGAGAGGGAUCCUGACCUGAGAGUCUUCCUCGCGGGUGGGUUGAACCCGGAGAAUGUGGCAGAGGCAGUCAACGCUCUGGGAAGCCUGGGAAGCCGGGUGCUAGGCGUGGAUGUUAGCAGUGGUGUUGAAGAGGGUGGUAAACAAAGUAUGGCGAGAAUCUCUGCGUUCAUCAAGGCAGCAAAGAGCAUUAGGUAGAUCGACCCGACGUAUCGAGUCAAAAGCUGGUUUCAAUACAAGUGAGCAUUGGCUACAUCCUUUGCGG